AAGCUAUAAAAACUCGGGGUAAUAUUGUACGAGUAUUCAGUAACCUGUUGGUCGUGGAGCCGUCGUUUCUGAUUGAAACAGAUGUCGAACAUGAAGGCCAUCGUCGUUAUACUUGCCGUUUCUUUCGUCGCUGUCUUGGGUCAACUCACGGAAGAGCAGAAGGCGAAAUUGAAAGAUUACAAAGAAUCUUGUAUCAGUGAAACUGGUGUCGAUCGGGACGUUGUGAAAAAUGCGAAAGAAGGCGUGAUUGAUGAAAAUAAUGAGAAACUUGCUUGCUUCGCCACAUGUUUAUUAAAGAAGACCGGAGUGAUGAAGGAAAAUGGAGAUAUAGACAUUGAUGUGGUUCGCUCGAAGAUGCCUCCGGGAAUAUCACAAGAAGACGUCGACGAUCUGAUCCAAAAAUGUCAAAACAUUACUGGAGACGGUUGUUGGAAGGGAGGUGCUUUGAUGAAAUGCAUCAUGGAAAACAAGUUGAUCUCUCUUGCAAAAUCGCACAGAUAAACAGUCUUCAUAAAUGGACGACAAUAUGAAACUUCAGUUCUGUUGUAAUAUAUCAUUAGAUUUAGCGUUUAAUUUAGUUGGUAUUAAAAUGAUGUUUCGUGCACUUAUGUAUAGAAUUUCGUUUUAAAGCAUAUUUACGGGCAAAUAAAUACUUUGAGUUCCAGUAAAAUACAAA
This is a messenger RNA of Harpegnathos saltator (Jerdon's jumping ant), 676 nucleotides long. Its product is annotated as B1 protein. Gene Ontology annotation, biological process: sensory perception of smell. Lineage: Eukaryota; Metazoa; Arthropoda; Insecta; Hymenoptera; Formicidae. The coding region runs from base 82 to 501 and encodes 139 amino acids. The record is from RefSeq and is a predicted model, not a curated record. The transcript is spliced from 5 exons. Gene Ontology annotation, molecular function: odorant binding.